AGCAUCUUUCCUUCCUAACCAGAUCGGCUGAGGGAUCUAGCAUCUUUCUUUCCUCACAACAUCUCCUCUCCUCUCUCAGAGCAAAGAAGAAAUCCUCUCGCCCGUCGUCGGUCCAUCUUCCAUUCGUCCGUUUAGCUUCCAGAAAUGGCACAGAUCAGCUUCGUGAGGGCUUUUGUUGCGGCUUUGGUGAUGGCGCUUUUCUAGUAGGUUAAGUGUAUAUAUAUCUUCCCCAUGUUUGAGGCAGAAUUGAUCGAUCCUGCUGUCAAGGGGACUCUUAAUGUUCUUAAAUCAUGCACAAAAGUUCCUUCCAUCAAGAGAUUAGUUGUGACAUCUUCAAUAGCUGUAGUUUCAUUCAAUGGAAAACCAUUGACUCCUGAUGUUGUGGUGGAUGAGACUUGGUAUUCCGAUCCAGCUUUCUGUGAGAACUCCAAGCUUUGGUAUAUGCUUUCAAAGACAUUAGCUGAGGCGGCUGCUUGGAAGUUUGCGAAGGAGAACAGGCUUGAUUUGGUUACAAUAAAUCCAGGAUAUGUGAUUGGUCCUAUUCUACAGCCAACCCUUAAUCUCACCGUGAAGCUCAUAUUGAACAUCGUCACAGGACGGGAACUCCCACUAGUUGGUGUAUUUGUGGAUGUUCGAGAUGUUGCACAUGCUCAUGUUCAAGCAUUUGAGAUUCCUUCAGCUACUGGCAGAUAUUGCAUGGUUGAAAGCAGUGUAGACGUUUCUCAGUUGUGGAAGAUCUUGCAUCAACUUUUCCCUGAGUUCCACCUCAAUGAAAAAUUUGAGGAUAAGCCUAUUCAAAAAGUGUUUCAAAUAUCCAAAGAGAAAAUUAAGAGCUUGGGUGUCAACUUCAUUCCUUUGGAGGUAAGUCUCAAGAACACUGUUGAAUGCUUGAAGGAUAAGGGUUUCAUUAGCUUUUGAAUCUCAAUCAUUGACUUUACCCUUUUUCCCCCCUUCAUUCAGUUUUUAUUAGUUUUUCUUAGUUUUUCAAUAAAAAUCAUGUGGCUGUACCAAGAAAAUGGAUAUUAUUCUCAAAUAAACCAAAGAGAGAUUCCAUUGCUAUUUCUAAGGCAUUUGUUUCUCUA
This is a messenger RNA of Rubroshorea leprosula, 1082 nucleotides long. The record is from the annotation of a GenBank genome assembly. NCBI's taxonomy places the organism in Eukaryota, Viridiplantae, Streptophyta, Magnoliopsida, Malvales, Dipterocarpaceae.